GAGUUACACCGUCGCGCGUCGUCCUGUCGUAUAACGUAUUAUAUAAAAUAAGUAGGUACUUACGCGUUUUUGGUUCAAUCGUAUUCAGUUGUCUAUACUCUAUAUAUAUACUCAUUAUACACGGACACUUCACAUAUGUAAACUGAAAGACAUCGCAGAACAAURUUCGUUUAUUGGACAGUUAUAACUAUGCUGUGUUUAAGCCCGCUGCAGCAGCGGCGAUGGAACGGAGUUUUGUCGUUGAUGUAUCCGGACGACUACGGUCCUACGCUGUUCACGGACGCCAAUAACGUGACGUUCGACUUCAUAGUGGUGGGCGGUGGUAGUGCCGGCGCGACGGUGGCGGCCCGACUCAGUGAGAUACCCGAAUGGAAUGUGCUGCUGCUGGAGGCUGGUGGUGAUCCACCGGCAAACACGGAAAUACCGCUCAGAUACAGCGAAGCGUUGRCGAGUGACGUCGACUGGACGUUCAUCACCGAACCCGAACCGCUCCUGUUUGGGGGUUUGGAACGCGGCCGAUCCACGGUAUCCAGGGGCCUGAUGCUGGGUGGAUCGUCUUCCAUGAACGCCAUGAUGUACUUGCGUGGCACCAAGCGUGAUUUUGACGAGUGGGAGAGACUAGGCAACGCGGGCUGGGGGUUUGGUGACGUUCUGCCGUACUUCGUCAAGUCAGAGAAUUUCACAGGUAGCGGUGAUCGGCGGGACGUGGUGCCACAUGGACGCGGAGGCCCACUCACAGUCAGUCCACUGGUUUCCAUCGACCCAGCAUAUUCGGCCGUCAACGAAGGCAACCGAUUGCUCCGGUUAGCAGAGAUGGACGACAUUAACCGGUUCGCGCCCCCAGCAGUAGGGUACGGCCCGAUGGACUUCACAGUGCGCGAUGGUCUCCGAUGCAGCACUCUCAAGGCAUUCUUGUUGCCAGCCAGUAGACGGCCAAAUCUGUUCGUGGCCAAAAAUGUCAGGGUGACUCGGUUAGUGGUGCAGCGAAUCACUACAUCCGAUCUUGGAAACUAUACCAGARCGUUGGGCGUCGAGUACGUCACACCGUCAGGGCAAACGAAACGCGUAUAUGGAUCUCGUGAAGUGAUACUUUCCGCAGGCGUGAUCAUGAGCCCUCAGAUCCUCAUGGUAUCAGGCGUGGGACCCGCGAAACACUUGCGUAAACAUGGAAUCCACGUAAUUAGUGACUUGCCGGUAGGCUACAACUACCAGGAUCAUGUUUCGUUCGCUGGACUCGUGUUCAGCGACCGGAAGAACAGAUCCCGGGCUGACAUAUCUCGAGAGAGCUCCGACUUGGUCCGGGCCACGUUCGACUUAGUAUCCAGAGGUGUAGGAACGAUGGGCCUGACAAAUCUCGUAAGCUUCGUCGACACCGCGUCCAAGGGACACGCCGACAUACAGGUCGUAUACAUUAGAUUCCCGUACAACAGUACGAGAAACACACCGAACAAACGGAGCAGGAUGUCGAAUCUAUUCGGGUACUCAGACCGAGUGUCUACGGAGUACGACRAACUGAACAUGCUAAGCGACAAUGUGCUCGCGGUACCGAUUAACGUUGAUGGCCGGAGUACCGGGCGUGUGAUCCUACGGUCGUGUGACCCGAUGGUGCGCCCGAAAAUCCACACAAAUUUCUUGUCACACGAUGACGAGAUCGAAACGCUACUACGCGGAAUCGAUUUCGUCGUGAAACUGUCAAAAACCAAACCAAUGAUUGACGCGGGAUUAGUUUUAGAACCAGUCACGUUUCCGGACUGCGUGGCUCAUGCCUGGGGGACUAGGGACUAUUGGGUGUGCGCGAUCCGCAACGUUGCCACAUCGUUUUAUCACCCAGUGGGCWCGUGCCGGAUGGGCCCUGUUCACGAUCACCGGACUGUCGUCGACACCAUGCUACAAGURAAGGGUGUGCGUGGUCUCCGGGUGAUAGACAGCUCGAUAAUGCCCAAAGUCGUCUCGGUAAACACGAAUGCCGCUACCAUAAUGAUCGCUGAAAAGGGAUCGGACAUUAUAAAAAAAUUUUAUGGUAAGCUCAUGUAAUAUGCAAAAUAAUAUUAUC
This is a messenger RNA of Diuraphis noxia (Russian wheat aphid), 2053 nucleotides long. RefSeq names its product glucose dehydrogenase [FAD, quinone]-like. The record is from RefSeq and is a predicted model, not a curated record. NCBI's taxonomy places the organism in Eukaryota, Metazoa, Arthropoda, Insecta, Hemiptera, Aphididae. Gene Ontology annotation, molecular function: flavin adenine dinucleotide binding; oxidoreductase activity, acting on CH-OH group of donors.